Molecule: messenger RNA, 1881 nt
Organism: Phytophthora infestans T30-4
Lineage: Eukaryota; Oomycota; Peronosporomycetes; Peronosporales; Peronosporaceae
Exons: 2
Coding region: 1-1881 (626 amino acids)
Molecular function (GO): cysteine-type deubiquitinase activity; phosphatidylinositol binding; protein binding
Source: RefSeq, a predicted model, not a curated record
AUGGUAAUAUUGUCCGUUGCCAAGGUGAAGGAGGUGACGGCGCGUGCAUUCGAGGAGCUGCAGCUCCCAAUUGGGGCGUCAGAGGAGCAGGUUGUCUCUCGCUUUCGAACUGUCUGUCUGAAUCGAAUCAACGCUACUGAGAACGGAGACGAACGCUUCCAGCGUCAAGCUGUGGCCUAUCGCUUCUUGUGUUCAUUACCGCUGCUCGCAGGCGUCGAGUACCGCGCGGAAGAUCUGCUCCCGAAGCUGAGACCGCUAGAUCCUCACGUUAAUGACAUCGAGACAAAGCAACGUGCUAGUGCCCUGCUGGACGUGAGUAUCGCGUCCAUGGAGCGAGCUCAGCAAGCCGGUCGACUCCCCUAUACGAACUUCGUACUGCGUGUGCACUACUGUCUUCGUCGCCAUGUAGUUCGUCGUAGAUACAGUGAGUUCCUAGCGCUCCAUUCCUUACUGGAAGCCAAGCUACCGGUGAUCCCUCAACUCCCGGAGCGUAACUGGAUCUACGCCUUACGGACGCCGUCAGCUGAACGUGCUCGUAGACUGGCCAGCUACCUACAGAGAGUGACAACUCUGCUAUCUGCUCGUGGGGUCUUCUCCUUCCAAGUGAUGGCAUUUCUCGAGAUCGACGUGACUCGCGUCCGCGCAGAAGAAGAAGCUCUAGCGGUCGAUAUCCUGUCUCGAGCCAGUAGAAGUGAGAAUGUCUAUUACAUCGUACACAGCAGCUGGAUCGCAGCGUGGAAGCGGUUCGUCGUGACGCACAAACUGCCGCCAGGAGCCAUCACGAACCACAAUCUACUGGAACUAACCGAGGCAUCUCGUCGGCCUAAGGACGAUCUGGUGGCAGCUAGACACUACCGAUGUGUGAACAGCAGCACGUGGAGAUACUGGCAGCUCAUCUACAGCGGUGGACCUGCCAUUCGUCGUCAAACGGCGUCGAUUUACGGCCAACCAGCGUGCGAUCUGCCCACUCUAGCCACUUUAGUUCAGCGUCUUGUACGUGGCUUUCUAGCCAGGAGAGCCAUGCAACGAGCGAGGAUCCAACGGAAACUGCAAGACCCUAUAACAUGCCAAACAGUAGCAGCUACAGCACGUUAUCGGGCGCUAGAGGCUCGACUUGACAUCGUGCGGCAGUACGUGGAAGUACGCGAGUUUCAGACGCGUCACGUGGCUGCGAUGAAGAUACAACGAGCCUUCCGCGUCUUCCUGCUACGUGCCGAGCAUGCGCUGCUACUGGCCGAGUCCGCAGUACCCGAUAGUGCCGCAACACAAGCCCUUCAGCACUACGACGACCGACUGGCACUGGAGGAAGUGGCGUUAGUGGAGGACCCAGCACUGCGUCUGGCCCAUUUCCUAGCGACCAUGUUGGCUGGUGUGCCGCUACGGAAACUCCGUGCGAGGAGCAAAACGCCCGCCUGGAGGCUGUUUAAGCUGGACUCGAUCGCCUCUGAGUUGCGGUGGAGCUCGUCAACAUCCACGAAGACCAACGCGAUGCCCUUCACAGACGUCGAGAAGCUGACGAUGGAGUCGCCUUUGGCUCGAAAGGGGCCGAGUCUGGCGAGACGCAUGAGUUUAUCCAUGGGGGCGGAGGAUACUACAGCAGCAGCAGCGGAUACGUCUUAUGCUGUAGUGGCAACAUACCGAGAAGGCGGCGUUAAACGCGAGUUGAUGCUCAUCUGCGAGGCUCCUGGGGAGAUGGAGGUGCUGCACUUUGGAUUAAGCGCUUUAGUCUUGGAGGUCGCGUCACGGACAGCGAAUGGUGCGACGUUUGUGGACGGCCACGGCAUCAUCCGGAAACGCGUGCCACAUGCGAAGAAGCUCCUUCGCGAGGCUCACGAAUUGCUUGAACAACGUCAGGAUAAGAUACCGGAUAACGAAAACUAA